This is a messenger RNA of Chelmon rostratus (copperband butterflyfish), 1423 nucleotides long. Its product is annotated as ras-related protein Rab-15-like. NCBI's taxonomy places the organism in Eukaryota, Metazoa, Chordata, Actinopteri, Chaetodontiformes, Chaetodontidae. The record is from RefSeq and is a predicted model, not a curated record. The coding region runs from base 52 to 690 and encodes 212 amino acids. The transcript has 7 exons. Gene Ontology annotation, molecular function: GTPase activity; GTP binding.
CGGGAGCUACAUGGAAGAGUCAUGCUUUCCUCUGCAGCUUAGUUUCUGGUCAUGGCCAAGCAGUACGACGUGUUGUUCAGGCUGCUCCUGCUCGGAGACUCGGGGGUUGGGAAGACCUGCAUGUUGCGCAGGUUCACGGAGAGUGAAUUUGAUCCUGCGCAUAUCUCCACCAUCGGAGUUGAUUUUAAAAUGAAAACACUAGAAAUAGAUGGAAUCAAGGUGCGAGUACAGAUAUGGGACACGGCUGGUCAGGAGCGUUACCAGACCAUUACCAAGCAGUACUACAGGCGGGCGCAGGGUAUCAUCUUUGUAUACGACAUCACGAACAAGCCGUCCUUUCAGCACCUAGCGAAGUGGGCCAGCGAUGUGGAUGAAUAUGCCCCAGACAUGGUGCAGAGGAUUUUGGUAGGAAACAAGUCUGAUGAGGAGCACAGGAGGCAGGUGACAAAGGACCAAGGAAGCAAGCUAGCAGAAACCUAUGGGAUGGAGUUCUUCGAGACCAGUGCCUCCACCAGCAGUAACAUCAACGAGUCCUUCACUCGAGUGGCAGAACUGGUGCUGCAGGCUCACAAGAGAGACUUGGACACCUUGCUGGGAUCUCUGGAUGAUUAUCUGGAGAAGGUCGCUUUGGAGGAAGAGAAGGGCAGUGAAGAUGCCGCCGACAGCAGCCGGAAGACCUGCGCCUGUUAGAGGCCCUCAAGCUAAAGACAUUUGUUCUGCCUUGUCCAAGUCCUGCUGUGACUUGCGGCGAAGUCAGUGAAGUUAGGUGGUAGUGAGUGCAGUUAGCAGCAGCCACCAGCAGAGGGCCAACUUUGUUGCAUGAUCACUGAACUCUGUAGCCAGUGAGGAGUGUAUCUGCACUGCAUGAAGGCAGCUCUGUGUCCAUUUGCUCCGGCAAAACUAUCACUACACAUCAUCUCUUCAUUUCCCCUGGUAAAAUGCACUAUUUAAUCAAAUCACUGUAUUCCAUCAUCUUUCCUUUCUUGUUACUUUUUAAAAAUUUGAUCCGCAGGGUACCAAUCUACAAAUUAACUGGGAACUUGUGCAUACAUGUCAAAGAAAUAUGUUUCUUAAGUUGCAAUAAGCAUGUAUGCUGCAACAAGGUGGCCAGAGGACACAGCUGAAUUAUUCACAAGUCGAAACUCAAACCAAGCAGGGAUGGAUUCAUUUACACAAUGACCUUAUUUCCUCAAAGGAGACAGGGUUGUGCCAUUUUCAGUGACCUUUAUGAAUGCAGUACAUGUUAUUCACCAUGCUGAAUGUAUGUACAGUUUGUUUUAUGAAUGUGACUGCCAUGCCCUCAUGCAUGUUAUGCGUUUAAGCUGCGUUAGUGCUGCUUAAAAUAAUGUUUUCAGGGUCUGCUGAGGUGCCAUAGAAAUGCAAUUUUAAUCUAAUGUUUGAAACUGACGGAUGUUGCAAAAAA